This is a messenger RNA of Cucurbitaria berberidis CBS 394.84, 700 nucleotides long. RefSeq names its product 1,2-dihydroxy-3-keto-5-methylthiopentene dioxygenase. Gene Ontology annotation, molecular function: acireductone dioxygenase [iron(II)-requiring] activity. NCBI's taxonomy places the organism in Eukaryota, Fungi, Ascomycota, Dothideomycetes, Pleosporales, Cucurbitariaceae. The coding region runs from base 81 to 605 and encodes 174 amino acids. The transcript has 3 exons. The record is from RefSeq and is a predicted model, not a curated record.
GCCCAACUUGAACGCAACUUUUACGCUUCUCCAGGCAACAGGGCAUCAAGUUAUUAUAAAAUCGACAUAUAAACUUGACAAUGAAGGCCUACUGGUUCGAUAAUCUCCCCGGCGACCAACGCGAGCCACACAACUCUGGCCGCACUCUCGACCCAGACUAUCUCGCCAAACUAGGUGUCAUAUACCACCAUGUCCCCGACGUCUCUGGUGUUGACGUAAUCGCUACAUCCCGCAACUAUAGAAAUCGGGAUGAAAUCACUGUGUCGCCCGAAAAAAUGGGCGCCAUCUACGAGGAGAAGGUGAAGAGUUUUUUCCACGAGCAUCUUCAUGAGGACGAGGAGAUCCGGUACAUUUUAGACGGCGGAGGCUACUUUGACGUUAGAAGUGAGGGGGAUGAUUGGGUGAGGAUUUGGCUGGAGAAGGGAGACCUCAUCAUUUUGCCGCCCGGCAUUUACCAUCGGUUUACUACUGAUGAGCAAAAUUACACCAAGGCUCUGCGCCUGUUCAAGGAUGAGCCCAAGUGGACACCACUGAACAGAGGAAGCGAGACGGACACGAAUCAGUACAGGCAGGAGUACAUCAAGACGGUUCUUACGGCUCAGUAAGCUCCCAACGUUGGGAGUAUGUGCAGACAUGCAAACACGAGCUGAAGUAGAUCAGUCUUUACCAGCGAAUUAUUCCCCUCUUAUUUAGGUCUCGA